AAGGCAUUCAAGAAAUCUUGAAGAAGAGCACAAGAACCCAGACCGUUCCGGAACUGCGGAGGCCUGCUGGACAGGGAGAAAGAUGGCGGCGGCGUCGGUUUCUGCGACUUCUGAUUCUCAUUUCUCGAACAUCCUAGCUGAAUCAUCAAGGUCCAAUGGUAAUUUGGUUCGUCAUUCUUCAUCUCCAUAUGUAGUAUAUCCUCCUGAUAAGCCUUUUCUUAAUAGUGAUGUACGACGCUCUCCAAAUAAGCCUACAUUUGCCUAUCCAGAAAGCAACAGCAGAGCCAUAUUUUCUGCUCUGAAGAAUCUUCAAGAAAAGAUUCGACGUUUGGAACUUGAAAGGAUUCAGGCAGAAGAAAGUGUGAAAACUUUGUCUAGAGAAACAAGUGAAUAUAAGAAGGUACUGGAUGAACAGAUACAAGAAAGAGAGAAUUCAAAGAAUGAAGAAUCAAAGCACAAUCAAGAACUGACAUCUCAGUUGUUAGCUGCAGAAAAUAAAUGUAAUCUUUUAGAAAAACAGUUGGAAUACAUGAGAAAUAUGAUAAAGCAUGCUGAAAUGGAGAGGACAUCUGUAUUAGAGAAACAGGUUUCCCUAGAAAGAGAACGACAACAUGAUCAAACACACGUUCAGAGCCAACUUGAAAAAUUGGAUAUUCUUGAACAGGAGUAUAACAAACUUACUACCAUGCAGGCCAUUGCAGAAAAAAAAAUGGAAGAGUUGGAAGCAAAACUCCGUGAAGAAGAACAGGAAAGGAAACGUAUGCAAGUUAAGGCAGCCCAAUUGCAGACUGGUCUAGAAACAAAUAGACUUAUCUUAGAAGAUAAGGUAUCUCCAUAUGUUCCUAGUGCAAGAAAAAUUAAAAAAAAGAAGUCAAAGCCACCAGAAAAGAGAGGUUCUAGGAACUAUUUUCCUGUACAGCCACAUUAUAGACUAUGCUUGGGUGAUAUGCCAUUUGUAGCUGGAAAGUCCACCAGUCCUAGCCAUGCGGUGGUAGCCAAUGUUCAGCAUGUCUUGCAUCUAAUGAAGCAACACAGUAAAGCCUUGUGCAACGAUCGCGUAGUCAACAAUGUUCCUUUGGCAAAGCAAGCAUCUUCACGAAGUGCUAAAAGUAAGAAGCUGCCAGUAACACCUCCCUCCUCCAGCAGUAUUAAUGAAGAGUUGUCAGAAGUCUUGCAGACUUUACAGGAUGAAUUUGGGCAGAUGAGCUUUGAUCACCAGCAGCUAUCAAAACUUAUUCAGGAAUCACCAACUGUUGAACUGAAAGAGGACUUAGAGUGUGAACUGGAAGCAUUAGUGGGAAGGAUGGAGGCAAAAGCCAAUCAAAUAACUAAAGUUCGAAAAUAUCAAGCCCAGCUAGAGAAACAGAAAACAGAGAAGCAAAAAAAGGAAUCAAGAGCCACCAAAAAGCCUCUUGAUGAAGAAGGAAACAGCAGCAGCCGUUCUUCUGGAACCACAGGGACCACAAAUAAGAAGGACUUUGCCAAACUGAGACCUGGAGAAAAAAGCAAGAAAAAUCUUCAGUUAUUGAAGGACAUGCAAACCAUACAGAAUUCAUUGCAAAGCAAUAGUUUGUGUUGGGAUUACUGACUGGUACCAGCUCAUAAAUUUUAUUCAGAUAAUCUGUACCUCAUCAAUUGGAUGUUGACAGUUUAUUUUCCAGGUCUCAUAGUCUCGGCUGUUGGAAUUAAUUAGUAACAGGUGUUAAGGGGCUCAAGUUUUAUAAAGAGGCUUCUUGUGUUAGGAGGUAAGAGUUAAACCAUUUAAAUGGAAGCCAGGGGAUUUUUAAAGGCUGAGAAGCCAUACAUACUCUGCUUCUUUGUUUGAGAUUGAUUUGCUUUACUGAUAUAUUGCACUUUGUAAACAAAUUACCAAUUUUUUUCCUUGUGGUUGUGAUUUUUUAAAAUAGUUUCAUAUAUCUAAAUUUAAAUUAUCAAAAUGUGAGGCUGUCCCAUAGGAAGUGUUUGCUUGAAAAGUCUCAUUUUUAAAUCUUUCCCUGGCGUGAAGUGCCCAUUUUCCUUUUCCAAUACACCAUUAAAUAUACUUUAUUUUGGCUGUUGGUGGAGGUUUUCUAUAUUUAAAUAUUUAUACAUGGUUAAGAGGAUUCAAGUCCUCCAAUGGUAUCUUCUCAGUUGCUAAGUAAAAAGAACUCAUUUCCUUCUCAACAUUUACCCUCCCUAUUGUUUUGGUUUUUUUUAAUCCAAACAUUGAUCAUUAUUAAAUACACUUGUAUUGCUUUUUAAUCCAUUGUUACAAGAAAAAAAAAAAAAAAGACACAAUCUUUUAAAUCAGCUACCUGUAAAAAUUAUGUAUGAAUUUUAAUUUUUAGUUAAAAGUAUAAACAAAUUGUUAAUGAAGUAAAUGAGAUUUUGGAAUAAAGUGAGAAUGGGAGGGCAAGGGGGUGUUGUGUACAGCAUAUACAUUUCCUAUUAUUUAAGUAAUACCUGUUUGUAAUCAUGCUAUUCAAACAAGGCAUUAUGGGUUUUAAUCCUGAAACUUAAGGAAUCCCUUGGAUAUUUUAUUUACAGUAUGGGUGCAGCAUUAACUGUACACACACAAUUGUGUUAAUAAUGUAAAUCAUAAAUCUG
Molecule: messenger RNA, 2586 nt
Organism: Choloepus didactylus (southern two-toed sloth)
Lineage: Eukaryota; Metazoa; Chordata; Mammalia; Pilosa; Megalonychidae
Product: centrosomal protein of 57 kDa
Exons: 1
Coding region: 83-1588 (501 amino acids)
Cellular component (GO): centrosome
Molecular function (GO): gamma-tubulin binding; microtubule binding; identical protein binding
Source: RefSeq, a predicted model, not a curated record